CCUAGACAUAUCUCUCAUCAUGGACCGCUUGCCGGUCGAAAUAAAACAACUUAUUGCCGACGUGAUCGGCGAUGUGUCGCCGGAAGCCCAGCGGGCUUUAUCACAGGUGAAUCAUGAGUGGCGCGACGUUGCCGGACCUGGCGUCUAUGGAACCCUCCCUAUCCGCCUGGAGGACGACAAGUCAGGUCAUUGUGACCGUGUGGUUGGGCUUCUGGACGCUACUCUCAUUCUACCGCAUGUGAAACACGUGGUACUAUUGACUAGAGAUACAAGGCGUUCCAGAACAGCAGAGAAGGACGCGAGGCUCUGCCGGUAUCUACGCCAAAGUCCCCCAGAGGAUAUCAUUGUCCCCGAACUGGGUAGAUAUAAGGGGAAUUGGACCCCCAUAAUCCGCCUCGUGCAGCGGCUGACCUCGUUGAAACGGGUUGAUGUCCUGACUCACAGGCAAUGCCCGCCGGAAUUGUUGACUGUUCUGGCCCAGACGCACCCGCACUGCCGCGUCUCGGUAUUCCCUCGUUGCAGCUUCUGCCCAGCAGAGGACCUCUCGCGGGAGAAGUGGGCCCAGUCACCGGUGCUACAUGCGGUUCAGAUUAUUUGCUACGAGAAUCCUCGUGGCCUGAACGUUCACACUGACCAUCCCGAUCGCGCUUUGCGAGAUCUCCUCCGCCAGGCGCCACACAUUAAGCAGCUAUCCUUGCAGAUCAGGCCGAUGAUACCGGGCAGCACGCGCCAGAGCUACACCGAAUGGCUCAAGUCCCGGCCGCCGGAGAGCAGGACUGAUGCCAGCCCUGCGCGCGCGAGGCUGGAAGUCUUGUCGUUACCCUUGACUACCACGUUGACCGGGGACGGCUUCCAAGCGUGGUCCCGGGUGGCCGACCUGGGCUACCUGACUGCGUGGACGGCUGGUGCCCUGGAAGAGGAGAGCGCGUUGGCAGCCAUCACGGACCUGCAGCCCUUCUGCGCCCUUAAGCGUCUCACCAUCUCCCUCCAACCGCCUGCAGACUCUCUACCCUCAUGGCCUCAGAAUAUUCAGGCCAUGUUCGACUCGCUUCCGCCGCUGACGUAUCUCUGCCUUCUGGGCACAUAUGACCCGACGAUUCUCCCCACGGCCGUCCUCGACCGCCAUGGCUCGACUUUAAUCGAGUUGAAGCUGCAUCGCGAGACGCCCCGGUGGCAGCGCGACGAGUCUACCCGACUGGCGCAAAAGGGACAGAUCGCCCCGAUCUUUCCCGCACAUACGAUUCGCCGCAUGGCGGUCCGCUGCCCGAGGCUGAAGACGCUCCGUCUCUGCGUGCAGCGCCACCGGGGCUACCCCGCCGAGACGGAGGCUUACGACGCCCUCGGCCAAUUUCCAGCGCUAGAGACACUAGACCUCGUUCUCAACUGCCUCCCGGUGGUGCAGGGCGACGGGACGCCCUUUCCGCCACGCGAGCUGAAUGAGUACGAGCAGGGACACAACCAGGACCGCGUGCCCAGAUGGAUUGUCCGGGACUGCGCCAUCAACUGCGCGAUCGACGCCCCCCUGGCUGGGGCGAUCUUUAAGCGAAUCCACCCGCGGCCGCGCAGGGGCAGUCUGCGCCUGUUGCGGCUCCACCCGCUCGCAGGCCACCACGGCCAGUAUCGGGUGGCCCCCGGGAUUAGCAACUCUCAGGCUCUCUUUGCGCGCAGGUAUCUCAACUUCCAAAUGUUGGGUAAGUGGCAGGUUACUUGGGAUGGCGGCGGUUGGCUGCGGCCCCGAAACCGUGAGACAAAACGCUGGGAAGGAGGCAGCUCAGCAGUGACGAGCGCGGACCUUGAGAUCUUCGCGUCCAUCUGGCCCUCCGCUCGAAGCACUCAGACCUGGCCGUUGGACUGGCAGAGUUGGCCUUUGCAAUAGGCACGCACUUUGUUUCUUUGCUCUUUGCCUCGAGGAAUCCAUAGUCAAGGCAUUUGGAAGGAUCGAGAAGAUCUUCAACCUGAGGAGUAGCAUCUGUUAAGCCGGUAUAGUAGUGCAUUCAUAUUCCUAGGCUCGAGAUGCCGCUGGCUCAAAGAUUCAUCAUUAACCCCAACAUCGAUCAAUCUCCUGCGUUAAGCCUCCUCCAAGCAACCCCUUUCAUACCUUGUCUGCCAUCUUCUCCGCCUCCGUCCGCAGA
Messenger RNA from Aspergillus uvarum CBS 121591, 2132 nucleotides. RefSeq lists its product as uncharacterized. The coding region runs from base 20 to 1876 and encodes 618 amino acids. The transcript has 2 exons. The record is from RefSeq and is a predicted model, not a curated record. NCBI's taxonomy places the organism in Eukaryota, Fungi, Ascomycota, Eurotiomycetes, Eurotiales, Aspergillaceae.